UGAAAACUACCGUAGGAGGAUAAACUUGAAAAGUACCUAAAAAACCAUCGCCUCCUUUCAGCAGCACUUCAGAGCUGUUUCAAUCGAGCUCAAUGAAACUUCAAGAAUGCGUCGCUCAGAAUUUCUAGUCGUUGUUGGCUAAUUUGUCAUAUCAUAUCCUCCUUAAAAGUUAAAACGUCUAUGGCGAGCAAAGAACGUUCCAGUAGGACUGGAGUCCCGUCUUUACUCAAUUUAUGCUUUGACGUUAUCAAAGAUGACCUCCUUCUCGGUGGUGAUGCUGAUCUCAUCGCCUGCGUUUAUCAACUUCCAUCGGAGUUGUUUGAGCUCUUGUUGCCACUGUUACCUCCGUUGUCUUUGCAGAGACUGCAAGAACGAAUGCCAUCUGACUUUUGGGAUGAUCACAGAUUUUCCACUGAUAACUAUGGCAUUCCUAGAAAAAAGAGAAGAUAUGUGGGUUUUGAGAAAGCUUGGGAGGCUUUGUAUAAAGCACGCUGGCCUGAUUGUGACAAGAAAUAUAUGCAAUGGCGAAUAUUCUCGUUACAGAAUGUAAUCAGAAGAAGGGAGUCGAAGCAUGAAUUCUCUCAUGACUGGCAGCAGAUUUACUGGGAGAGACAUCUACAAAAUUGUCUGGAUGCAGCUGCAGAAAUAGCUUUGUUACCCUCUUUUGAAGGUCAUAUUGGUGAAAUUAAAGUUCCUGAUUCUAUACUGAAGUACAUUGGUUAUAGGGGACACUUGCCUAACUCACCUCGUGACCCCUCAAAGCUCUCGUAUCACUGCCAGCAAUUUGGAUUAUAUGCCUGUUAUUUGAAGCUACCUGGUGUGCUUUGUGUCGCAGAAACCUGUCAUUUGUUAAGAAAUGCUAAAUUGCAGAGUUUGGAACUAAGGUGGAUAAAAUCUCAAACUGGAGAGGAUGUUGAGGGAUUAUGUAAGCUUUUGAGGCAGAAUAGUGGAACACUGAAGUCCGUUAGUUUUAUAUAUUCCAAGUUUUCUGCAUCAUCUCUGACUGCAAUUUGUAACUCACUAUGCUUCAAUGGUCUUCAAACUCACCAUAUCCAGCACUUCACUAUCAUGGCAUCAAGACUUCUUUUGGACAACGAUGGAUCUCUUCCACCCAGUGGGCUGCUGCAUUUCUUAUCAUCUGGGAGGUCAUUGUCUUCAUUGAACUUGUCUGAUAACAAACUUAAUCAAAAGAGUGCGAGAAUGACCUUGCACACACUCCUCAGCACCUUGUCUAGCAUAUCCAUUCUAGACCUUUCGGAAAACAAUAUUAAUGGAUGGCUUUCUCAUUUUAAAUGGCAGUCCACAAGUAGCAUGCACUUACCUUGUGGGAUGUCCAAUUCAUUGAAGUCUUUACGGGUACUGAAUUUAAGGAACAACAAUUUACAAAAGGAUGACGUGGAUUGUCUCAGAUAUGUGCAGAUCUACAUGCCUAAUUUGGACAGUCUUGAUUUAAGUGACAAUCCCAUUGAGGAUGAUGGAGUCAGGAGUUUAAUUACUUACAUUGAGGAUAAAUGUAAGAUGGUUGAGUUGAGAUUAGAAAACUGUGAGCUUACUUUCAAUGGGGUGAGCCAUCUUUUAGAAUCUCUCUCUACUUUGCACAAACCACUUACCUCUCUUUCAAUUGGUGGCAACACUCUUGGCAGUGAUAUAGGAGAAUCAAUAGGCAAAUUUAUAUGCACAGGCAUUCUAGCUCUUGACAUUGAUGAUGUUGGACUUGGUUCCUCUGGCUUCUCAAAAGCGCGAGAACACAUAGUGGAAGACUCAAAGCUCUUAUGCAUCAACAUAAGCAAGAAUCGUGGUGGCAUUGAAACUGCAAACUUUAUGUCAAAGCUUUUUUUACAUGCACAAGAACUUUUAGCCAUUAAUGCUGGAUAUAACCUCAUGCCUGCUGAAUCAUUGGCAAUCAUAGGAUCUGGCCUUGAAGUUGCAAAUGGGAAACUAGAGUUCUUGGACUUGAGUGGGAAUGUAUCAUGUCAAAACCCUGCUGAUGCAUCUGUGCUUGCUAAGUUUGAAGUCUAUGGAAAAUUAGUUCUCGAUUCUGCGUCAUCUUCAACACUUAAUGCACCUUAUGAUGACGAACCAUAGUUACUUAUAAGGGGAAUGUAGUAUUAGGUUUAUUAUUAUUAUUAUUUUAUUCUUAGCAUAUACAUUGUCUUCUUGUUACGCGUUUUCUUAAAAAAGAAUCUGUUUGAUCUUGUACGCGAACACGUUAUGUCUUAGUUCUCUCCAUUUUUUGUCUCUGAAAAGGGGAACUUCUCUGGACUUUUGUAUGAGAGCUUACGUAUCUUCAAGUGUUUGGUUUAUACAACUUGUUACAAACAACAGCGUUUGAAUUUAUCUUUCACGGGGUUAUAGCU
Molecule: messenger RNA, 2357 nt
Organism: Cuscuta europaea
Lineage: Eukaryota; Viridiplantae; Streptophyta; Magnoliopsida; Solanales; Convolvulaceae
Source: the annotation of a GenBank genome assembly